AUGUUGAUGAGGUGCAGCCAAGCUCGGCGAACAGGCGAAAUAGAAUUUAGUUCACCCGAGCUACGAGGUCCGAUUUUCAAUACUCCGAAACGACGAAUUCAAGAGAUCAAUUGGCGUCGAAAACAGGAGCAAACAACGGCCGGUCAGCGUCUGACAGAGUUAGAAGAAACUUGGGUCGGUCUUGUAGGCAAGAACUAUGAAAUCGAGCAAGCCAUUCUUGAACUGGAACGGAAUCUUGGUUUAGAUAGUGCUGUGCCACCAAGCACUUGA
This is a messenger RNA of Echinostoma caproni, 270 nucleotides long. The record is from the annotation of a GenBank genome assembly. Lineage: Eukaryota; Metazoa; Platyhelminthes; Trematoda; Plagiorchiida; Echinostomatidae.